Molecule: messenger RNA, 2794 nt
Organism: Helicoverpa zea (corn earworm)
Lineage: Eukaryota; Metazoa; Arthropoda; Insecta; Lepidoptera; Noctuidae
Gene: Pbp95
Product: snRNA-activating protein complex subunit 4
Exons: 1
Coding region: 165-2612 (815 amino acids)
Source: RefSeq, a predicted model, not a curated record
UGUCAAAAUUUUAUCAGAUCGAUGUGAUCCAUUCAAAUCCAUUGUUUUGUUGGAUAAAGGACAAUAAAAGAUAAUUUCUAUAUAAUAUUCGUGUUAAUUUCAUACACAGAAUAGUGUGUUCAGUGACUUACUGAUAUCAAAGUGAUUUGAACUUUGUGAACACCAUGGAAUUCAACGAUAUUGAUAUGGAUGUAGACACCGACUCGGAAUUCGACAGCGAUGAAGACGUAUUACUGGAAGCUGAAAACAUGAAGCGGCUUAAUGCUCUGCUUGAAGAAGAAGAUGAUGCUCUAAGUCAAUCGAUGUCGCAACGAUUACCAGCUUUGCCUUCGAUCCACCCCGCGCUUACCAUCAGACCAUGCUCCUCAAAGCAUACUCUGAACGACACAAAAUCCAAAGCACUAGCUCAAAUAGAUGUAGCUUUAUCCGCAAACAAAAUAUUAGACGAAAAAAUGCGGCGACUCGAGAGAGAUCUUGGUUUACGUCUACGUGAAUGUCGAGAGAGACUCCAAGUGAUACAGAGCAGUAGUGGGGGACAGGGCGAGAAAAACGAAACAUUCCGCUACAUCAACUGCGGUAGGCCUUACUUCAAGGAUAAACUUAACUUCCCAGCGCCAGACAAUGAUGAUGCUAAAAUGGCUAAAUCUCAGAUGUAUGACUUUUCCCUUGUUGUCUCAGUCCCCGGCUGGACAGUCAGAGACAAGUCGCAGUUCAUUAACAUGAUACAAAAAAUGUCUGUAGAUAUCAGAAAGAACGCACUACAUAAAAAAAUUACAAACUUGAAAAGAUGUAAAUCAAUUAGUAAAUCAAAACUUGAAAACGAUAUUCAGGCUAUCAGAAAUGAAAUUGAUCAGACAAAGUCCUUGCCUUUGAGUCAAAUAGCUCUCCCAAUAGAUCAAGAGUAUGACUGGGAUAUGUUAGCCAAUAAACUAAACAGAAGGCACACAGCACAAGAGUAUCAGUCUCUUUGGAAAUUAUUCUUUCACCCAUCAAUCAACAAAAAUAGUUGGAGCAAAAGUGAACAUGCAGCAUUACAAAAAAUAGCUUGCCAAAACCGACAACAAGACUGGGACACUAUUGCUCGCAAAUUAAACACGGGCAGAACAGGGUACCAAUGUUUUGUAUAUUAUCGUACAAACAUGAUGAACUCAUUUACAGGUAAAAAGUGGACCAAUGAGGAGAUAACUUAUCUUAAAAGAUUAAUAGAUUACUUCAAAGAAGACAUGUACAUACCCUGGGGUAAGAUUGCAGCAGCUAUGGAAAACAGAACAAAAAUUCAAAUCUACAAUAAGUAUUUGAGAAUUAUUGAACAGAGAAAGGGCAGGUUCCUACCUGAAGAAGAUGCUGUUAUUUUAAACUGUGUGGAAAGAUUUGGAACGGAUUUCAAGAGGAUGACAGAUUAUUUACCUGGCAGGUCUAUGGUCCAAAUACGUACGAGAUAUCAAGUCUUGAGCAAAAUGCGAGUGUCAACUGUAUGGACUGUAGAAGAUGAUAAGAAACUAAUUCAAAUAAUGACCAAUCAAGCUGCUAACAUGAUGAACUUUUCUACAGCAACACAAUAUUUCCCAGGCAGAAAUAGAACAAACCUAAGAACUAGGUAUAUAACAUUAAUGAAAUGGAUGAAGAAACAUCCCACCUUGGAUUUAGAGCAUGCACCAAGACGAGGCGCGCGCCGUUUAAAUCACGGCUUUGCUAGUGAUAAUCUAAAUGAAGCUAUAGAAAAUUUAAAAAAUACUUUGAACACAGAAGUUGAAAUCAAAUCAAAGAAAAAGAGAAUUACUGUGGACUCACCAGGCCUUGAACUAAACAAUGCGAUCACUGUAGUAAUUAUUAACGAACUUGUAAAAGAAAAAGAAGAUGAAAUGAAAAUUAAAUAUGCCCCAGAAAAUUACAUAUACCUAGGUCCAGACCAUGUGAUAACUGUAGCUGAUUUAAACAUUACCAACCUACGCAAAAAUCUAAUCUUCCUGAAUGCAAGUCUUGACCAGGCUUCUUACAACAAGAGCCAGUAUAAGACUAUGUAUCCAGAUAUAGGAAACAGUGAGCAGGAUGUGUCUCUAGUUAAAGUGAAAUCCUAUUCUAGGAAAAACAGUGUGAAAACUAUAAAAGUUGAUGAGACUCCUAAUGUUUGGGGACGUCCUAGACUAAAUACAUUUAGACAACGAAAUUAUGUGCUGCCCCCGCACCUAUGCACUAUUACUGGCUGCAGCGCUUUAAUACAACAUGUUACAAACAUGGGUCAAUAUUGUGAUUCUUUUAAUCUGCAGGUACUUGUCAGAAGAAAUUCAGAUCUGAAAGAAUUGCUAGAUCUAGUGCUGGAGCGCUUCUACACAUUGUUUACAUGGCCUAUGAUCUUAUCUAAUGAAUGGCCUCAUGACAAUUAUAAACCAAGAUUUAAAAGAACAGAUUCAGUUUUCGUUAGACCUCCUAAAUUGCCAAAUGCACCAGCAGUGACAAUAAAUAUGAAAUGUAUGAAGAAAUACAAAAAUGUAGACAGUGCAGAAGUAAUUGAUCUAAAUGAAGAACAGAGUAACAACAUUAAAGUUACAGUCCCAGAGAAACUAGUACGUUCUGACGAGAAGAUUGAAAAGCUGUUGUCUAGCGAUGAGUAAAUUGUAAAUCUUGAUGGGAGUAGACAUUUAUUAAUUUAAUUCUUUGAUAUUUAUAUAUGUAUUUUUAUUCGAUAAAAAUCUCAAUAUCUAAUCUAUACAAAUUACUUCAUAUAAAUUGGUGAAUUUAUGAUAUCCUCAACCUUCAUAUAACUUCUUACUGUGAAAUAAAUGUAGUAAGUACA